AAGGGGGCGUCUCUCGCAUUCAUGCGUUACAUAAAAGGUGAAAGACUGGUCCAUGUCCAUGCUGCUGCUGUGAGCUACUUCUGGAGAACAGACCACCAGAAAAGAAGCAUAAAAUAGACAUUUUUAUCAAAAGGCAGGCUGUACGGAAUGAUGGCGGCUUCUUUGCUGAGGAUAGGGCGACUGGGCUGUGUCAAGUGUUUGCAGGCUGAGAGCUGGAAUACUCUGAGUAGAGCACCUGCAGCUGUAACCUUUAGCUCAAAAUCUGGUGGUUCCAAGAAGUCGUCAAAAAAGAACAACUCAGACAAAGACCAGGCCAAAACAUAUUUCGAUAUAGAGAAACUUGUCCAGCACAAGUCCUAUGAGUUUCCCAAGAAAGGCAUGUCUCCGGCAGCAGCCGCUGCAGCAGCAGAAGCUGCAGCUAAACCAGCCGCAGAGCCUGCGCCCUCUGCUGCUGCACCCGAGGCUGUUGCAACCAGCCCCGUGGUAGAAGCUGCCGCUCCCGCGGUCGAAGCGGUCUCUGAAUCUGCCUCAGCAGUUGAAGCCACACCUGUGGUGGAGGCUGUGCCUGAAGCUGUGGUUGAAGCUGUCGCAGAAGCCACACCUGUGGUGGAGGCUGUGCCUGAAGCUGUGGUUGAAGCUGUCGCAGAAGCCGCACCUGUGGUCGAGGCUGUGGUUGAAGCUGUCGCAGAAGCUGCCCCCGUUGUGGAGGCUGUUGCUGAAGCAGUCGCAGAAGCUGCACCUGUGGUCGAGGCUGUGCCUGAAGCUGUGGUUGAAGCUGUCGCAGAAGCUGCCCCCGUUGUUGAGGCUGUUGCUGAAGCAGUCCCAGAAUCUGCACCUGUGGUUGAGGCUGUCGCAGAAGCUGCACCUGUGGUUGAGGCUGUUGCUGAAGCUGUCGUUGAGGCUGUUGCUGAAGCUGUACCUGAAGCUGCACCUGUGGUUGAGGCGGUCGCUGAAGCUAUCCCUGAAGCCGCACCUGUUGUUGAGGCUGUUGCAGAAGCAGUUGCCGAAGCUGCAGCAUCUAUAGCUGAAGCAACUGCUCCUGCGGAAGCUCCCGCUGAAGCCGCUGCCCCAGCAGCUGAAGCUGCCGCCGCAGUCGCUGAAGCUCCUGUUGAAGCUGCAGCUGAAGCCCCGGCUGUUGAAGCAGCAGCAACCCCUGAAGCUGCUCCAGCAGAACCUGCUGCCGAAGUUCCUGUCGAAGCUGCUCAAGAAGCCACUGCUGCUGAAGCUGCACCAGUUUUGGAAGCUGCCCCUGAAGUUGCCCCUGCUGAAGCCCCAGAGCCUGCAGCUGCUGAAGCUGCCCCUGUAGAAGCUGCUACAGAGCCUGCUGAAGCUGCCCCCAGUGAAGUGGCUGCCGAUGCUGCAGCUGAAGUUUCGGCCCCCGCGGAGAGCACCGAGGAGCUGGUGGACCCUGCUCCACUCGUAGCUGAAGCUGCGGGAGAGGAGCUGCAGGCGGACAUCCCAGCUGAACCAGUUGAACCAAUUGAGGCUCAAAUGGACCCAAUUCAGAAGCUCUUCUUGGACUCCAUACGCGAGUACUCCACAAAAAGCCAGUCUUCGGGGGGGCUAGUGGAUGCAGGUUCAGAGUACGAAAAGGCCUUGGCAGAGGAGGUAGCAAAGCUUCAGAGACUCUAUGGUGGUGGCGACCUCGCAUCUUUUCCAGAGUUCAAAUUCACAGAGCCCAAGUUGGAUGAAGUUUCCCAGAAGUGAACCUCAGCACUUUGCAGUUAACCUUUUUUCUAACGUCGCCUUUUCCCCGUACAUCUGUGUCUGCUUAAUGUCAAAGUUACAACAAACCGUUGUCUCUAGCUUUUGUAUGUGAGAGUAGAGCUGUUUCAGUAGCUGGAUAUUUUAAGGGAAUGGAAGCUAACGCAUUAGAUGUACAUUUUGGUGGACAAAGUGAACUUAGAGCUGUGAAAUAAGCUUUGUGCAGAUUGAUCCAUGGCUGAGCUGAAUUUGAAUAAAAACAAUAAAUUCCAGUGUGUA
Molecule: messenger RNA, 1983 nt
Organism: Perca fluviatilis (European perch)
Lineage: Eukaryota; Metazoa; Chordata; Actinopteri; Perciformes; Percidae
Exons: 7
Coding region: 148-1707 (519 amino acids)
Biological process (GO): proton motive force-driven ATP synthesis
Molecular function (GO): proton transmembrane transporter activity
Source: RefSeq, a predicted model, not a curated record